Molecule: messenger RNA, 369 nt
Organism: Debaryomyces tyrocola
Lineage: Eukaryota; Fungi; Ascomycota; Pichiomycetes; Serinales; Debaryomycetaceae
Source: the annotation of a GenBank genome assembly
AUGCUGUACUCGUAUUUUGUGGGAGUGCUCUUGGGUAGUAUCUGUCGGAAAGAAAAAUUAAGUAAAAGCGCCCCCGUGUAUCAUUUAGUGGAUUUAAUGGUGCUCUAUUCUUCGAAUAUACCCUGGAUCAUGCACCACUGCAUCAAAAGGGAUUAUGACGAAAGCCUUGCCGUGGUGGCAGGGGAGAAGCAACCAGAUCUAAGUAAUUUGGACGGAGUCGACAUUGAGGGUGAUGCCAUAGCCGCUGGUAGCUUUUAUGAGGACGGCGGCCACAACGAAGAAAACCCUGAGGAGUACUAUACCCUGCAAUUGGGUAGAAGCGCCACAAACUCAUACAAAAACUGGAAUCGUGGUUUUGUUUACUUUUGA